This is a messenger RNA of Myotis brandtii (Brandt's bat), 2475 nucleotides long. RefSeq names its product HORMA domain containing 2 (gene HORMAD2). The transcript has 11 exons. Bases 698 to 1618 code for a protein of 306 amino acids. NCBI's taxonomy places the organism in Eukaryota, Metazoa, Chordata, Mammalia, Chiroptera, Vespertilionidae. The record is from RefSeq and is a predicted model, not a curated record.
UGGGGGUGGGGGGGGAGGCGUCUCCCCAGGAAGCCCCGCGGCAGGCUGUCCUCGAGGUACCGGUUACCCAAGUCCAAGGCACCGUUGGGUCCUGGGUAGCCCCGCACCCCCGGUUUCCCGCGACGCCCCGUCGGGCCAGGCGUCGGAAGGGCUGGAAACGCCGAACUAGAGACGCCAGGGAGCCGGCGUGAGGGCUGGUAAACUGUGCACAGGUGUCCGGCCGGGAACACGGGCCGGUGUUAAGGGGGCCGGGCGUGGAGGGGGCCGGGCCUGCCAGGGGCCUAUUGGACGCCGCUCGGCCCUUAUUUGCAUAUUCAUGAAGCAGGGAGAAGGCUGGACGCCGGAGUCCGCUUGGAGAGGUGAUGAAUUAUUCAUGAAGUGUUUCGCCCCGCCCUAGAAGGCCUGGUUGAUUAUUCAUGAGCUCGAGAGGCGGGUUUGAACCGGAACAGGCCGUUGUCGCGCCGUCGGCGGGGAGAGGUGGUCGGGCGAGGGCCGCGAAGGAAAAGGGCCCUGGAGGAGACUGUCCGUUUCUAGUCUCUGUGAACUUUUCCUUUUCUUUUCGCUGGAGAGGUUCGAUCCCCGAUUUGAAAGUCUAUCGCGGGGCGCCACAUACUGUGAGGAGGAACGUCGGGGCCGAGGAGAAGGCCUGGGGGGAGCUUGUAGGUUAGACUUAAAAGAAUCCUGAUCCGUUACUAUAAUGGCCAUUGCUCAGCUCUCUCACUCCAUCAGAAUUAACAAGGCAUCUAAGGGACCAAUUUUCCCAUCCCAAAUUUGUGAUCAGGAAGAGUCACUGACAAUGGUGAAGAAACUUUUUGCUACUUCUGUCUCAUGUAUAACAUAUUUAAGGGGCCUGUUUCCAGAAAGCUCUUAUGGAAACCGCCAUUUGGAAGACCUCAAUUUAAAAAUCCUCCGAGAAGAUGAAAAUUCUCCUGGGUCAGUGCAUAUUGUUAAAUGGAUUCGAGGUUGUUUUGACGCUUUGGAAAGGGGAUACCUACACAUGGCAAUACUUACGCUUUACCCAAAUCCCAAGGAACCUGAGAAAGUGACUGAGAUAUACCAGUUCAAAUUCAAAUACACAAAUGAAGGAAUCACUAUGGAUUUUGACAGCAGUAAUACGAGCACUGAAAGUGGGACAAAGAGGGGACAUAUGAAGAAAGCCAGCAUUCUACUACUCCGUAAAUUGUAUAUCCUGAUGCAGAACCUUGGACCCCUUCCUAAUGAUGUUGUACUUACUAUGAAACUCCACUACUACAGUGCAGUGACCCCCGAUUAUUACCAGCCCCCUGGGUUUAAACAUGGGGUAAACUCACACGUCCUGCUGUUCGAGGGGGAGCCCGUAAACCUGCAAGUGGGAGUGGUCUCGACUGGCUUUCACAGCAUGAAGCUCAAAGUCAUCACGGAAGCCACCAGAGUGUCUGAUUUGGAGGAUAACCUCUUCCAGGAGAACAGCGUCACCGAGCUUGCCCAUCAGGGUCUGGACGGCGAUGAGGAAGAAGAGGGAAGCAACAACCAAGUUCAGAGCACGAAUAUUGUGUGCAGUCAGCAAAGCUCCGAGAACACCAGGAAGAAGAGGAAGGUCAGCGAACCAUUGGAACGCAUCAUCCCAGAGAGCAAAUGAGACCGAGAGGCCUCUGCUACAUUUAUCCCCAAAUAAUUUUGUUUUGCAACAAACUACAUGAAGUGUCUUAGUCGGAGAGUAAGUUCCUAUCAUCAAAACCUUUUACUAAAUUUGUUGUUCAGCUUCCUUAGUCAGUUUAUAAAUUACGAGGUAGGACCUGUGUUCACUUUGGUCACCAGGGCUGCCUUGGGCUAGCAUUGCUUCCAGAGAGAUUUAGAGAUGAGACACCUUCCUAUUCAUAAAGGAGCCACAGCGGCUACGCUGAGGAGAAAUAAGCCGUUGUUCUCAAGAGAGAGAGGCUUUUCUUUGCAUAAUCAAACUCCCUGGGUACUUAGACGACUGUGAAAUGUUCCAACUUGUUGUAACCUGUGCCCUGGAAUCCCUCUAUAGCUUUACUAGAAUUCCCACAGAAUUGCAUAGAUGGAUGCGGUAGUGCUUACCCAGGUGUGAGUUUUGUGUUAACUUCAGUCACGAGGUUGAACAGCUAAGUGUUGGACUAUCAAGUUCUUCAAAUCUGGCCCCGGGCCCUGAUCUGUUGGCCAACCCGAGGCUGGGGAAGAGGCUGCAGUGCAGGAGCCUGGCUCCCUGCUAAGGCCUGUGCUGAAUGCUUCCCAGCAGGCCCUCCGUGUACACAUCAAUCUGUAACUUGCAGAUGAUGUUACUAGUUCCCCCUUAUUCUGGAAGAAUGUUGAUAGACGUAAUGAAUUAUAAAUGACUUAAAGUGUUAUUUUUUAUUGUUAUAUAACAUGGGGUUUAAUGUAAAUGGAUAGAACCAAUAAGUGAAAUGUAUAGGUUAAAUACAUUUAAGUAAAUGUAUUGGUUAAAUUUACUGGUUAAAUAAAAAAUGCAAGGUCUUU